ACGUUCGACUAAUCGGUAGAAAUGUUAUCCAUUUUGUGCUGCAGUUGCUAAAAAAUUGUGAAAAAUGAAAAUCUUAUCGAUUUUAUUGUAGAAAAUCUAAUAAAAUUUAUAAUUUUCAUUGGAAAACGGGCGAGGCCGUGUUUAACUGCAAAAAGUGCAAAGAAAAAGUGUUUUCGCAGUGUGGUUGGGGAAAGUUCGCAUACAAAAGGGUAGACAACGAAAGAAAGUCAUAAAAAGGCAAGUGAAGGAUUGUGUUUCUCUGGUUGGAAAGUGGCUGCAGUCACGGAUACAAAGAAAAAGGUGUGGAGCAGUAAGCAUUCUGGAUCUACAUACUGCGUUGAUUGCCACAGGAACGACAUUGUAUAUAACAACAUACGGACGACUGCAUAUUGUCUAAAGUAAUAAUUUAGCAUCACAAUCAUUGCAAUUGUAUUCGUACUUUAGACGCACCUAGGCACUGCAGUCAUUCCAAAAUGUCGAGUCGCAGUCGCGCAAUACUCAAUGUAAACCUCGAUGCGGCAAUGGCCAAUGAUCCAUUGCGAGAGCUUUUCGAAGCAUGUAAGACGGGUGACAUUGCAAAGGUAAAGAAGCUCAUUACAACACAAACUGUGAAUGCGCGCGACACCGCUGGACGAAAGUCGACACCUCUUCACUUUGCAGCAGGCUAUGGUCGCCGCGAGGUAGUCGAGUUUCUACUGAAUAGUGGCGCUUCCAUACAAGCAUGUGACGAGGGUGGUCUACAUCCGCUACAUAAUGCCUGCUCAUUUGGGCAUGCUGAGGUCGUACGAUUACUGCUAAAGGCUGGCGCAAGUCCCAAUACAACAGACAAUUGGAAUUACACACCGCUGCACGAGGCGGCCAGCAAAGGCAAAGUGGACGUUUGCAUAGCAUUGCUGCAGCAUGGUGCCAAUCCGAAUAUACGCAAUUCAGAGCAGAAGACGCCACUGGAAUUGGCCGACGAUAAUACACGACCUGUACUCACUGGCGAGUAUCGCAAGGAUGAGCUAUUGGAAGCGUCACGCUCUGGUGCAGAAGAUCGCUUACUGGCAUUGCUCACACCAUUGAAUGUGAAUUGUCAUGCCAGUGAUGGUAGACGCUCGACACCGCUACACUUGGCGGCUGGUUAUAAUCGCAUCGGUAUUGUGGAGAUUCUAUCGGCGAAUGGUGCGGACGUGCACGCCAAGGACAAGGGUGGUUUAGUGCCGCUGCACAACGCCUGCUCGUAUGGACACUUUGAGGUGACCAAGCUGCUGAUCAAAGCGGGUGCCAAUGUAAAUGCGAACGAUUUAUGGGCGUUUACGCCAUUGCAUGAGGCAGCAUCGAAAAGCCGUAUCGAGGUAUGCAGUUUGUUGCUGAGCAAAGGCGCCGACCCGACGCUGCUCAAUUGCCACAAUAAGUCGGCAAUCGAUUCGGCGCCAACACGAGAAUUACGUGAACGCAUUACGUAUGAAUUCAAAGGGCAUUGUGUGCUGGACGCAUGCAAAAAGGGUGACAUAGCGCGCCUCAAAAAAUUCCUCUCCUCCGAAACUGUCAACUUUGUGCAUCCAUAUACGGGCGACACACCGCUACACGCCGCCGCCAUUUCAAUUGAUCCCAAACGCAAGCAGAUAACAGAAAUACUUAUACGCAAAGGUGCGUUGUUGAACGAGAAGAACAAGGCCUUCCUCACACCUCUACAUCUGACAGCCGAGCACUUGCUUUACGAUGUGAUGGACACGCUUCUGAAGAAUGGCGCCAAAGUGAAUGCGUUGGAUGGUCUGGGUCAGACCGCAUUGCACAAGUGCGCCAGGGAUGAACAGGCCGUGCGUCUAUUGCUUUCGUAUUCCGUAGAUGCAACUAUCAUUUCGCUGGAGGGCUACACUGCAGCACAGCUAGCCUCCGACGCUGUGUUGAAGAUACUUAAGGAUCCGCCAGAUACGGAAACACAUCUAUUGGAAGCCGCUAAAGCGGGCGAUUUGGACACGGUGCGUCGCAUUGUGCUCGCCAAUCCGCAUACAGUGAAUUGCCGCGACCUGGAUGGACGUCACUCCACGCCGCUGCACUUCGCCGCCGGCUUCAAUCGUGUGCCAGUCGUAGAAUUUUUGUUGGAGCACGGCGCAGAAGUGCAUGCCGCCGACAAGGGUGGACUAGUUCCACUACACAACGCUUGUUCGUACGGCCAUUACGAGGUCACGGAGUUGCUGGUGAAGCAUGGCGCGAAUGUGAACGUGUCCGAUUUGUGGAAAUUUACACCGCUGCAUGAGGCGGCGGCCAAAGGCAAAUAUGACAUUGUGAAAUUGUUGUUGAAACAUGGCGCCGAUCCGUCGAAGAAGAAUCGCGAUGGUGCCACGCCAGCUGAUUUGGUUAAAGAGUCCGAUCAUGACGUAGCGGAGCUGUUGCGUGGCAACUCAGCGCUGCUGGAUGCCGCUAAGAAGGGUAACUUGGCGCGCGUACAACGCCUUGUUACACCGGAGACGAUCAACUGUCGUGACGCACAAGGACGCAAUUCCACACCACUGCAUCUGGCGGCUGGCUACAAUAACUACGAAGUCGCUGAGUAUCUGUUGGAUAAUGGCGCCGAUGUCAAUGCACAAGACAAAGGCGGCUUGAUACCGCUGCAUAAUGCCUCCUCCUACGGGCAUCUGGACAUAGCGGCGCUCUUAAUUAAACACAAGACUGUGGUGAAUGCCACCGAUAAGUGGGGCUUUACGCCGCUGCAUGAGGCCGCGCAAAAGGGCCGCACACAAUUGUGCGCGCUGCUGCUUGCACACGGCGCAGAUCCAUACAUGAAGAAUCAGGAGGGCCAAACACCAAUCGAGUUGGCGACUGCGGAUGAUGUGAAAUGCCUAUUGCAGGAUGCAAUGACAACAUCCUUGGGCGACUCGACACUUAGCUCCUCGCAGCAAUCGCUGGUCAGCAAUUCACCUUCACCGGCACCAACUGCUGCUGCGGGCGCAGCAGCGAGUACAUCUGCAGCCGCCGCUGCCGCUACUUGCCUGACUGCCGCUGCGGCAGCCUGCAAUGUACUUUCACCAACUACUGAGACCGUAACACUGCCUUCUGGUGCCUCGAUGACGCUUAGUGUACCGGUGCCGUUGCCGCUGUCAACGCGCAUUAGUCCUGCGCAAGGCGCUGAAGCGAACUCUGGUGAUAUGACCAGCGGCGAAGAGGUGCCCGAUCCCGAUUCCAUUACCAAUGUGGCCAGCUUCUUGUGCAGCCAACAGUUGGAGCAUUUGAUAGAUCUCUUUGAGCGUGAACAAAUCACGUUGGAAAUACUAGCCGAAAUGAGUCAUGAGGAUUUGAAGCAAGUGGGCGUGUCUGCGUAUGGGUUUAGACAUAAAAUAUUGAAAGGUAUUGCGCAGCUGCGCGCCACCACAGGCAUUGGCAACAAUGUCAAUCCAGGUACUCUAUUAGUGGAUCUCUUGCCAGACGAUAAGGAAUUUGUCGCUGUUGAAGAAGAAAUGCAGGCUACCAUACGUGAGCAUAGAGACAAUGGCCAAGCGGGCGGCUACUUCACACGCUACAAUAUUAUACGCGUUCAAAAGGUACAGAAUCGCAAACUUUGGGAGCGUUACGCACAUCGUCGUCAUGAAGUGGCCGAGGAGAACUCCAUACAAGCCAAUGAGCGUAUGCUUUUCCACGGCAGUCCUUUCAUCAACGCAAUCGUGCAGAAGGGCUUCGAUGAGCGUCACGCCUAUAUUGGCGGAAUGUUUGGUGCGGGUAUUUAUUUUGCUGAGCACAGCUCGAAAAGCAAUCAAUAUGUGUAUGGCAUUGGUGGAGGGAUUGGUUGUCCAUCGCACAAGGACAAGUCUUGUUAUGUUUGCCCAAGACAACUGCUUCUGUGUCGCGUAGCACUGGGCAAAUCAUUCUUGCAGUACAGCGCAAUGAAAAUGGCACACGCACCGCCAGGACAUCAUUCGGUUAUUGGUCGACCAUCAGCCGGUGGGCUACAUUUCGCUGAAUAUGUAGUGUAUAGAGGAGAGCAGGCCUAUCCCGAGUACUUGAUUACUUAUCAAAUCGUUAAGCCUGAUGACAGCAGUAGCGGCAAUGAGGAAUCGAGAUGAUGGCCAUCAGUUGGUUCGACGCCCACCACUACUUCGCCUGCACAACAGCAACACCAACAUCCGCAGCUGCAACAGCAACAGCAACAACAACAGCAGCAGCAAUUGCAACAUCAGCAACCUCAACAGCAACAAAAACACCACAAUUCGAUAACAACAACAGCAACACAACACGCGCAUCCGCACACGCACCAGCACUCGCAUCCGAAAUUGCAACAGCAGCACUCACUGCCACUGCAACUGCAGUAUCAUCAUCACUCACAACAUCACCAGCUGGUGACCACCACACAGCCUUCACCGGCUGGCACGUUCAUCAGCCAGACGGCGGGUAUUAUCACAACCGUUGCCAACAGCGAUAUGCUGGGCCACAAUGGCGAUAUUUCUCCGCUCUCUUCCAGCAAUUCUUUCUCCUCAGUGGACACCAAUCAAACCCUACUUAACUCAAUUGCCAACCAAGCGCAACUGCAACACCAACAGUCGUCCUCAUCGCAUAUAUUGCCUCAGCUGCCACCGCCGCCCACAAGCAAUAACAGCAGUUCCAAUCGUCAUGGCACCAGCAAUCGCUCAUAUCGCACCAAGUAUAGCCAAUUCAUGAUAAUCACACCAGCGGUCUCCAUUGAUCGUGACUAUGAGCAUGAUGAAGCUUUUGGCAGUGGUGGAUCCGCUGCAGCUGCGUUAACUAACAAUUUCGACUUUGAUGAGGAUGCCUAUUGCAAUGACAACAACACCAAUGCCAAUGGCAACAACAGCAAUGCCAAUAAUGGCAACAUUUUUCGGAUGUCACUACUGCAAAAUAGCAGCAGCAUUGAUAGCGGACACAGCAGUGACAGCUCUUUCCGCUCCAACUACAAUCCCUAUCUACAUCACAGUCGCCAACAUUUGCUACCCAAAGGGGCGCCACAUUUCUACACGUUCUCCUCGUGGCGCUGGUGCACACUAAUUUGUGCUGCAAUGCGUUGCUUUGGUGGCGGACAUAGCUCACAUGCGCCGUACAGCACCAGCUUUGCGCGGCCACCAUAUCAGCGUUCGCGUAGCUCCGGCGCACAAACAACCCGUUCCUCGCAGCCACAUCGGCGUUUGCGCUCCUCUUCCUUUACUGCUGAGACGGCUUUCGAGCAUUUCUCGGCACCCUUUAAGGCGCGCAAAACGCGCGACCAUCUCAACAACAUCACCUACGAAUUGUGACGGUGGCAGCAGCGAUCACGACGACCCCAAUGCCAAUUCGAAUUUGAGCCCCGCAAUUGUGUGGUGAUGGCCAUUGCAGUUGUACUAGUGCUACAAACAAUUCGAGCGACUGCAACGCAGAAAGCUAUUAACGUGUUUUUUGAUCUCGUAUUCGUAUUUGUAUGCGCUUUGUUGAUCGGCAGCGCAACAUUAAAGCAGCCGUGUUGUUGCGAGAGUAGUGCCAGUGCCGACAGCACAGUGUCAUCGUAUUCCACUUUGAACGUUUAUUAUUAUUACUUAUUAUGAAAGAAAACAAAAAAACACAAAAACGAUAAGAAAAUCAAACAAAAAACUAUUACUCGUAUUAAAAUCUUACAUUUACUCCAUAUUUCUUGUACUUUUAACUUAUAGUCGUCGUCGUCGUCGUGUUAUAGAAGAUACUGAACAAGUAAAAAAUAUACAACAUAAAUAUAUGAUAUACAUAGAUAAGUGUGUACACUUUAGGGCAACGUUUUGAGGGAAUGAAGAAUGCAUAAAGACUAAGCGAGAGAAAUAUAGAGAAAAAGGAAAACAUUAAAAUAUCAGCAGCAACGGAAUGAAAAUCAAAGGCUAUUAAGACGGAGAUUCUCAUACGCCAACUUAAACCUGAUUGAAUGCAUUUGCUGAAGUAUGAAGCGAAGCUAGAUUUGUACUUCUUUAACAUUUAACAUUUUUUUUGUUUUUUUUAAAUUGCAUAUGACUCCCGUUUGGGGCAUUUGAAGAGUGAAUUUGUGCUCUCCGCGCAAUAUAUUUCACCAUUCGGCCAGAUCUCACCAUUAACAUUUUUUUUUUAAAUUGAAAAUGUCCGAAUUUGUUGUCGUUUUCUUGCUUCAUUCAGUGCAUUCAUGAAAAAAUUAAAAUCACUAAAGGAAAAAUGUCUAAAACUGCAAUCAGAGGUAUCUUAUGUCAGGCCAUAAUCAGUGGCCAUGGUAUAUAUGUACAUAUGUACAUUUGUCACAACCAAAACAUUAAUAUCUCAGUGGUGGUCAUAUAACUAGGGACGCGUUCAAAUUUUUUUUCUUUUUGUUUAAGCUCUCGACAACUGCCCAGUGAUUUUCAAUCGGGUUAAGAUCAGUACUUCGAGCGGGCCAAUCCAAACCACUUUCCUGCAGGAAACCAAGCUUUGAUGCUUCUAGCCGUAUGUCUUGGAUCGUUAUCCUGCAUAAAAAUGAAUGCAGCAGGCACAUUCUCGUCGGAAAAUUGCCUUCAAUUUGUUCAUCCAUAUAUCUUUGUACAGAUUUUGAUCCAUUCGCUCUGUUAUCCGACACAUACUUUUUUCACAUCCGAUCCAAAUAAGUUAGAUUUGGAUUCUUCGAUGUUAAUCUAAAAUUCUGAGGCUAUUCGGCAUGUUCCCGUGCAAAGUGAAUGCAACGUUUUAAAUUCCUGUUUGCGGAUUUUUGCUUGCAAUGCAUCCACCCAGUUCCCCAUCAAAUAAUCGGUGUCGAAUGCUAGGGUGUCUCUCGUCACUCGUAGUAUGGUAUUACGAUCUAUACCACACGUGUGUCACUUUUAUACUACAAAUCAUUGUAGUUGCUACGUAGCAAAGGCAAACUACAAUAUUGAUAUUGAAAUUUCUAUACUACAUGUGUGCACCAGGCAUAAUGGUCCUUGUGGAUAUGUUUUUGUAGUUUACCCUUUAUUGCUCAUGGAUUUGCGUGGAAGUCAGAAAAAGUUCAGCUUUGCUCGUUCUGCAAAUUAGUCUGUCUCGGCUUUGAUUUGCUUAUUGAAUGUCUUUAAUUAUGUGGCCACCACUGUAUGUAGGUCGUAACUUAAACAUACGCACAUACAUACAUGUAACCAGAGUAUAAUUAUGGCAUGCCAUUAAUCUGUCAUAACAUAAAUACAGAUACUUAUCAAAAUUAUGCAUAGCUAUAUGUCACACUGCAGACAUAUGCCAUCUUGCCAAUUGUACCACAUUUAGGAAAAACUAUUUUUGACAUCAAACAAUUCCGUUGCCUUCGCAAAACAAAAUUAAAUUAAAGUUGUGACGGUAUUCGUUCAUUGGACAACCUUGCUUUUAACAUGACCUUUACUACUUAUAGAAGCAUUGCAAGCUCAACUAAAGCCUCAAAAAUUGUGUUUCUCAACUUGAAAAAAGGAUAGUUCUCAAAUGUUAUCAACAGAAUUGUACAUUUUUCCAGGAAUUGACAUCCAGUACAGAGAGAAAUUGAUUAUCGAUUUGGUAAUUUCAUAAUUAAAAAUUCGUAAAAGAUUUGAGUUACGUAUGUUACUGUUUUUUUUAUUUUAUUUUAGAACUGCCGUCUCCGUGGCACUCUUUGGUCAGACAUCCAUCCAACUCGUUCCGAUAGCAUAGAUUUACCUUUUGACCAUUGUCAAGCAGUCAUUUUUUUCAUAUAUCUUGUUUUGCUAAUCAGUGAUUCAUUACUACUAGAGUAUAUAUGUAUGCUUGAAUGCCUCUGGUUGCAAUUUAGAACGGUGGGUCGUAUGAGAGAAAAUUUGUUUGAUUUUUUUUUUAUUUGAGAGCUAAACAAAA
Messenger RNA from Rhagoletis pomonella (apple maggot), 7737 nucleotides. It is a transcript of the gene Tnks, whose product is annotated as poly [ADP-ribose] polymerase tankyrase. The transcript has 8 exons. NCBI's taxonomy places the organism in Eukaryota, Metazoa, Arthropoda, Insecta, Diptera, Tephritidae. Gene Ontology annotation, molecular function: protein binding; NAD+ poly-ADP-ribosyltransferase activity. The record is from RefSeq and is a predicted model, not a curated record.